AUGAUCAGUGUCGUCAAGGAUGGGGAAUUGAUGACCAACUAUGUCACAAUGAACCCAGUGCCGGCGGUGAUGAGUCUGAGUGAGGACCAUAUCCUGUACCUCAUUAUUAGUGAAGACGGGAAGGUCACACGGCUCGACUUUGGCAAAAGCUCGGGAAUUGUCACAGGAGACAGACAGGUGCAGGCGUUUGCGGUGCAACAAGCGCUGGAUGGAACCUUGGACAUUUGCAUUGCAGUCGAGACGAUAGGCUCCCGAUCUCACUUCUACCUGCUUCAUGCCAUUCGGCCGGACGAGCUUCUUCAACCCAUACCUUCAAAGGAGAUCAUCGACGGCCUCAACUUUCCCGCCGUAGCUCACAUCUACAUGGGGAACAAAUCCAUGGCCAUGUCUCAGUCCCUGCCGCUGGUGAUGGUUGCCUUCGUUCGGCCGGACCGACUCACCAAGACGGAAGAACUCAACUUUGUCGAAUUCAAGGGCAGGGACGCCAAACUCAACGGCGACUGGGAUGUCGAAGCAAACCCGCAACGCAUCCUUGCAGUGGAGCUUGGGACAUGCUCACUCGGCGAUGGGGCGUUUAUUCUGUACGAAGGCCAGAGUGGCAUCAUGCACCUGCUGUUCCAGACUUUCACUGGCCCGAUCAAGUUCUCUGUUCAGCCUCAGUGCCCCGAGGGAGCGGUGGGACUGAGCAGCUUCCUGGAUACUCGAACACAAAUGACCAACCUGCUCGUCGGAGGAAGGCUGAUUACCUACUUCACCCCCAAGGAUUACACCACGCCAAAAGGGGCUGGAACUGUGAUUGAUGCGCUGGAAAAUGUCCCGGGAUUGAAAGACAUCCAUUCCUCCCAGGCGGGGGAGAGCUUACGCCUUUGGUACACGACAGUGGAUGAUGCACUCUACUAUUACACCACCACAACUGCGGACCUGUCAACUGGCAUAGAUGUCCCGCUGCUCCCAGAGGGCCAGGGAGGACGCGUGUCUGGUCUUCUUUGUGCGCAGUCCAGAGAAGGCCAAGACGACCUUCUGGUCAGUAGUCUUCUUUCGGUGGACCAGAAUUCGAAUAUCUAUCUUCUCCAACAGGACUCUGCUUCAAAGACCUGGCAACAAUACCCGUUCUGGUUCUCUUCGGAGAAGAACGUGAAGGAAGUCGAAAGCUAUAUGCUCCGGUUCCGGGUUCUGCAGAACGCUGACCCCGAUGCCUCUCGCAAUGACGACGAGGGAGAGAUGAUUGCCGGUUCCUGGUUGUAUGUCCGUUGCUCCGGUGUUGUGCGAUGCUAUGUAAAUGGAAAGGCUGCGACGAUCUCCCCCACCCCGCAAUGGUAUCAGACCGAUGCCAAGGGAGUGUUGAAUAUCCUGCUGCAGACGGAGGACGCAACCUGUCACCUGUUCGCUGCUGAGCGCUACCGCCCGGUCGAGAUCCCGGGGAGAAAGUGUCGGCGUACGAGCGAGCAACUACUGGAAGACCCUCUAUUGGAUCCCUCCGAAAAGGUUGUUGGCCGACUGAAGAAUAUCAAGACCGAAGAUGAUUUACGAGCCCUUCGCAGACAAGAUGGAACCGCACUCAUUGAUACUGCUGUGCCAGCCGUGGACGUCCGUCUGGCUGCCGACGCGUUUCAAAAGCUCUCCGAGCGGGCAGACGAGAUUCACCUGGAUCAGAAGCAAAGGCGCGCGGCGUAUCGAAUGGCAGUCCGCGAACUUAAAGGCCAGGGUACAGGGGGCGAUAUUGUGCCCUUUGCGUGGUGGGACGAUGCGUUGGACUGGUUAAACGGGGCCUGGAAUUGGGUCACAGACAAGGCAAAAGAUGCAUGGGAAUGGGGUGUUCAGCUUGUCGGCGAUGUCUGGAAAUUUAUCGUCAAGAUUGGUGGAGAAAUCUUCGAGAUUGCACUGACCACCAUUACCUCCAUUGUCAACGGCAUCGUGUGGGUGUUCAAGAAGGUUGGCGCGUUCAUCAAGGACGUGAUCGAGUUUCUAGGAUUCCUCUUUGGAUGGGGUGAUAUCCUGGACACCACCUAUAGCAUCGUGGCUGGGUUCAACUCUGCCCUGGACUACGGUAAAUCGCUGCUGAACUCACAGCAGGACAAGGUACACGAAUGGCUGGAGAACCUGCGUGUCACACUCAAGGAUCAGCUGCCUGUGCUCCAGCAAAAUGACUACGGUGGGACCUUGAAGGGCCAGGAAUUAGCCAAGAUGUUGUCGGGGAGCAGCAAGCAGUCUGAGGAGGAGGAUGAAGUGAAGCAAAGCGUGGCAUACAACUGCGCUGAGGAUGAGCUGCUCCGUCUGUGGGACACUGUCGUCGACCAGCUUCAGGCCAUCACCGACACUGUGGCCAAAGUUGCCAAAGAAUUUGUGGAUUUCUUCCGGCCCGGAUACUCUGAUGUCAAGACACUGAUCAACAAGGUCGGCACCAUCCUCAUCGAUGAACUCGUCGAUGCACUGGAACGCUUGGCGGACAUCGUCUUCUACGCUCUAUCGGCUGGGAUAGGCAUCGCAAAGGACCUGGGAAACAAAACCAUUGACAUCCCCAUUAUCAGCUGGGUCUGGGAGAAGUUCAUCGCGCGGGGAGGGCCGUUGACAUUGCUGAGCUUCUGUGCCCUGUUGAUCGCCAUUCCAACCACGGUGCUAUACAAGGCCACGACGAACUCCGCGCCCCCCGAAGCUUACGCAAGCUUGUCCAAGGACAUCACGAACUUUGGACUCGCCGCGUCUUCCGGACUAGAAUUGAUAUCGGAGGAAUUCAGUACUAUUGGGCUCCUCGCCGAUGGCACCUUCGAGGGACUGGGGCUGGAGGGAAUCUCGCUCGGGUUUAUCAAUGAGUUUAUGAAUGUUUUCGACUCGGCGAGCGUCACCUUCGAGGCGGUCGGUGGAUUUGUAGAGUGGCCCGUUAUUCCUGACGAGACCACGGCCGUGGACACUCGCGCUUUCGACCUCGCGAAGUUUAACAAGUACUCGCACACACCCGGCAAUGUACAGAGUGAGCUCCGCAAUGUCUAUAGAGUUCUGGGACGGAUACAGAAUUUCAAGAUUAAGAUCGAAUCCGGGAUGAGCGCGCGGGAUCCGAUUUAUUUCGCGUGCCAGUUCUCUAGAACAACUGACUCCGAGGCUGAAUUGCGCGCUUGA
This is a messenger RNA of Aspergillus thermomutatus, 3114 nucleotides long. RefSeq lists its product as uncharacterized. The coding region runs from base 1 to 3114 and encodes 1037 amino acids. Lineage: Eukaryota; Fungi; Ascomycota; Eurotiomycetes; Eurotiales; Aspergillaceae. The transcript is spliced from 8 exons. The record is from RefSeq and is a predicted model, not a curated record.